AACUUGACAGAAACAGAGGAGUCGUCAAACAUAACGAAAACGAUCCGAUAGAUCUCAAAGUCUCUCUCUUUCUCAGUGCAAAUUAGGGUUCUUUAGAUUCUCCUCCGUUCGCACGGUCAAUUUCAUCGAGGAGAAGAAAAAGGGGGAGAGUUGGGAAAUUGGGAAACUGAGAGAAGUCAAAAAGGCAAAUGCGAGUUGUAGAGUUGUAGAGUUCCAAUGUCUUGGGCUGCUCCUGAUGAUAUCUUCUUCUCCACUUCUCUUGCUGCUUACUUAGAUAAGAAGCUUCUUGUGUUGCUUCGUGAUGGUAGGAAACUGAUGGGUCUACUUCGGUCCUUUGAUCAAUUUGCAAAUGCUGUGUUAGAAGAAGCUUAUGAAAGAGUCAUCGUGGGUAAUCUCUACUGUGAUAUUCCCUUGGGUCUUUACAUUAUCCGUGGAGAAAAUGUCGUCUUGAUUGGUGAACUGGACGUUGAAAAAGAAGAGCUUCCUGCUCAAAUGGUUCAGGUUUCAGAAGCAGAAAUCAAAAGGGCUCAGAAAGCAGAGAAGGAAGAAAUGCUUCUAAAGGGCACGAUGCGGAAAAGAAUGGAGUUUCUUGAUCUCGAUUAGGGCAUUUUACAUGUGUUGCAGCAUUGUAGAAACUAGAAAAACUGAAGAUGGGGAAUACAGAAGAUCCUUAAAUUAUAUAAGUCAAAUGUUAGUUGCUAUGUGUGUGUGGAUGACAUUUGGUUGAAUCCUCAGAACAUAGUCUCCACAGAUAAUGUGUAUGGAAUGAAAUUGUUGCAGAAAUUGAUCUUGUUCUUUUUACUGACCAUUAUUUGAUCA
This is a messenger RNA of Camelina sativa (false flax), 819 nucleotides long. RefSeq names its product sm-like protein LSM1A. NCBI's taxonomy places the organism in Eukaryota, Viridiplantae, Streptophyta, Magnoliopsida, Brassicales, Brassicaceae. The record is from RefSeq and is a predicted model, not a curated record. Gene Ontology annotation, cellular component: Lsm1-7-Pat1 complex; P-body. Gene Ontology annotation, biological process: deadenylation-dependent decapping of nuclear-transcribed mRNA. Gene Ontology annotation, molecular function: mRNA binding.